AGGACUAAACUACUCACGCACUACGAGAGUUGUGGUUUUCUGAGGUACUAUGGGAUUUUUUCCGAGAAACAAGGAGUCCUGAUAGAUUUUUGGACGACGAACAACGCAUUUUUACAUAACAAAUUCAAUCAAUUUUCUAUAGCUGUUUGAGGCGUCGUGGUCGUCACAUGUAAGUGGGACGACGGUGACAAAAGCUGGUCAUCAAGUAAAAGCACCUAAAGAUCUACUUCUACCUGAGAGACAGAAUUCACCGCGAUUAUUUGAGAACGGUACACAAGAACCUCGCUUAUUGCGCCAAAAUAAAUUCUGUUACUGACAACUACAGAGCGACGGUAUGAAAAACUAUGAUUUUUUAAAACGAAAAUGACCAACAUUUCUGGGUAAAGACGCAAAUCUAACCAUGGCAAGCACCACGGUAGUGACCGCCGGCUUUGCCCGGCGCGCUGCACUCCAGCAAAGAGAAAGUUCUAGCAGGCUCCGCAGUUUUUCUCCCGCUGCCGCAACUUCAGUCGCCGGCUUCAGUUCGUCGAGCACGACCAGACUGUUUGUUCCAGGGCAUAUUAAUGGCCGCCGCGUGGAGGGUCUCCAGAGAAGCGGCCACGGUAGACCACAAGUGCAAGUGCGUCACUUUUCCGGCUUCGAUUUGAAACCGGAACUGGAAACUUUUGAGCACUUAUGCAAGACGAAAUCAUUUAUUUUCGCACGUGUCUUGCCACCGAAAAUUCAUGCUGUGAGAAUGCAUGGCUAACAAGUAAGAUUAUGAUUGAGUAUGACCACUCCUGUGCGUGUUUUGUCCGGGCCCUUGGUGUAAUUAGUCGUGUAUGUUGAAAAGAAGUAUUAUGCAAAUGCGUUCAAAGAGGAAGAUUUUCUGAUCAAGACACGAACUUUUUUUUCCUUUUCAUACUGUCCAACACUUUCCAAGGCGGACUUUAUCAAGAAUAUCCGAAAGCCGGUGGGUAUCCCACGAAGAAAGUGUUACAGUUCCACCCUUGCUGCAACUUCAGCAUCACAAGUUUUCUCCGCAUAACAGAGCAGAAAACUUGCAAUGCACAAGUUAUAAGGGAAAACAGGAAGGAAACGAGGCUCCAAAGCAUUUCCUGCAUGAGAAAGGUUGUCUGUGUCGCCGGUUUUGCAAGACCACAAGGCGUCACUGUAACACUUUUUUCUUCCCAUAGUGGGUCUCUACAGCGAGUCGCUGGAGCAGAUCAAGCUAUCCUGUGCAAAAGUAUCGUAGUGCUCGUAGUAAUCGCACUUAUGCAUUCCAAAUCUGUUUCUCAAGAUAAAUCAGCAUUACAAAUUUAAUUUGUAAUGCAGGACUAAUUUGUAUUGCAAUUUAUAUAUACUAGUACGAUGCUUUUGCAUUGCAUACAAGCAUGAGAUCGGCAAAAUGGAUAGUCUGCCCGGGAACGGGAGCCUUCCACUCCUGUCGGAGGGGGAAAAGGAUGCUUAUUUGGUACCGAAUUUGAUGUUUGGCGAUUUUCUUAUAGCUGUGUGUUGUAGUCCUCGUGCAUGACAAACAUCCUGACUUCUGUCAGCAAGCUAAGUUCAUCAUCAUCAUCGAUCCGCAUGAAAUGGUGGAACAAAAAAUGAAAAUCUACUAAAACAGCAUUCCCUACUCGCGAACCUGAUUUUCCCGAAGGCGGUGCACACCCAUUUUGACAAGUCGUGUUUCGGCCUUCCUUAUGGAUUGCAAAAAUGUCUGGGUCUGGAAGAUUACAGGAGUUUGUCAUGCAUAUUUUGCGUGGCCCAUGAGGUCUGUGAUGCAUGCCCUAGCAUCAGAGAUUUUGCGCGGGCUUCCUGAUGCCUAUUCCGCAUGAGGAAUCCCCUCCCAGCGUAGCACAAACUGUACUCCUCUUGCUGGUCAUGCAAUAUAAUUUUUUUUCACAGUCCAAAGAUAGCAUCACAAGUUCCAACGUUCCAGACCCACACAUUUUUGCAAUUCAUAUUCCUUUGUUCGGUUCUGCGGUGUAUUCGCAUAUGUGGGCCGGUGUGGGCAACCACUUGAUGGCCAAGAAACCCUCGGCGCAGAAAAUCGACGAGGUCAUGAAAAUUAUUACCUACUACCGCACCCCUAUGAAUGUGUCAGGAUCGAAAUCGACAAAGUCGAAAAAUUUGUGGUGCGUAAAAUGUAGGGCACUGGAGGCCUGUAUUGCGGAGCAGGCAAAUGAGACCGAUUGUGAGCCUGUUUAGGGGUAUGCAAUGUGCUGCCAGAGUAGCAUAACAGGCGCAGUCUUCUUUGCCCAAACAGCAUGACAGACUGGAUUUGGGUGCUCCGAAAUUUGUCAUGCGCCACUGUUACAAACUGAGGCUCCAACUGGUAUCGAUUUUAUGCACGACAAAGAAUUUUUCGACUUUGUCAAUUUCGAGUCUGGCACUUCCAUAACCCCUAUCAUCUCCGAGGAGCUCUUCCGGAUGGGGUACAGCCCGGAGAAGGUCUACGAACUGGUGGCGAAGCAGUUUUACCUCCAGUACUGGUCCGGGCAGGACAACAAGGACCCGCUAAUUUUCAACCCGAUGGUCCGCACCUUCUACCCGUGCGACAGCCACAUCGGAGCGGGGUCCACGGAUUUGGGCCGGGACACGGAGUUGCAGGCCGCCAAGCUGUACUGCAUGGGAAAUAUGUCUGGGUCUGGGAGGACGCGAACUUGUCAUGCUAAGGCUGGAUCGUACAAAAAUUUGUGUUGCAUGACUACCAAAAGCUGUCCACUUUUGAACAAGUUUAGAGGCAGUUUGUCAUGCAGGAUAGGCAUGAUAGAAGAGACGUCGCAGAACCUGUCAUGCUAGAUCCUGCAUUCCAAACCUCAUGGGGUAUGGAAAAUAUGCAUGAGAAGUUUGCACUUUUCCAGACCCAACAUGUUUGCACUUGAUAAGCUGUACUGCAUGGGAAAGGAGAACAUGGAGGCCCCAGUGACGAUUCUGAACACGGGCGACACGGGGUUCUUUACGGACGGCGCCAUGCACGCCUUGCAGCACUUCGCGGAGGCACGGGAGCAGGGCUACAAAAUGCCGAUGAUUUUCCUGAUCAACGCCAAUAACUCGGCCAUCUCCGUAUUGUGAGGAAAAAUCUCCCCUCCCCAUAUCGAAAAGGAGUUUGUGAUGCUGAUUUGUGACCACAAAUCGACUUUGUCUUGCGUACAAUGCAAACGGCACCCAUAAUGUCGCGCAUGGUGCAGCCAGUCUGUCAUGCGUUUUCGCCUAUGCAAGACUUGUUUCUCAUGCGCAGCUGCCAGCCGGAUGCGUACCCAAAUGGGUUUAUGAUAUCCCUACAAGCUCUUGCUGCAAUACAAAGCCUAUUUGUGUACAGGAAUCCAGCAACACAAAUUGUCUUCUGAGUAUGGGGUGGGGGCUUUUUUCACCUUGAUACCCCGCCCGUUUUGACUACGGAGGGAAGUACGGCGACCUCGGAGAGUACGGAGUCAAGCGCAUCCACGAGCUAUGCAAAGAAAAAAGUGUAUACAGUGUUGCGGAACGCGCACGACAUCAUGCCGGAAAGGCUUGUGAGCCUCGUUUCAUACGUGUUGUCCCUCAGGAUCUCUGCAUUGCAAGUUUUCUCUGUAAUGCAGAGCAAGUUUGUGUUGCUGAAGUUGCAAGAAGAAGAACAAAUGUGUACUAACUGUAGCACUUUUUUGUUGGGAUACAAGCGGUUUGAAUUGUGGAGUAAUCUGAUCGACAAGGGAUUCGAGACCUGGGCGCACGACAUGAACAGCGGCAUUGACGCCAUGAAAAAAGCCUGCGACCAGGUGCUGGAGACCGGGAGGCCAACCUACGUGAUUUCCCGGUGGCCGUUCCGUCCGGGGGGCCACGCAAGCGACCAGAACCCCGCGCCGGAGGAGAUGCUGUUGGACCAGUUUGAAAAGUACAAGAACGUCAUGAUCUACCAGCUGGCGUGCGCCGCCCCGAAGGGUAUGUCUGGGUCGGAACUGGUGGCGAAGAUUAUUGAGAGGAAGCAUCCCCCCUCCUCAUAUUGAAAAGAUAUGUUUCCGAAAAUUUGUAUUGCUGAUUUGUGACCACAAAGCAGGUUUGUCUUGCAAGAAGACAAGUGCAGAGGCAUCCGCCCAAUUGUGAAGCGAUUUGGCAUGCUGUUGGUCCUAGAGGGUAGCCGUUUGCAAUGCUGAACAGCUAGACCUGAGCGCUCCCACCUAGGCUGCGGAUCUGGCCGGAGUGCCGUACUGCAAGACAAGUGUGUACGCAAAUCAGCAUCAGAAAUUUCCAUUUUGAUAUGGGGAGUGGGGAUUUUUCAUUUUGAUAGAGAUUCAGCAGGCGGAAGAUUCCAUCGUGGGCCACGUCGAGCACGCCAUCCGAGGCUGCAAGGUGAUGAGCCGUAUGCAAUGCAAAUAUGUCUGGGUCCGGAAGUAGAGGGUGAACCUGUAUAUGCGCAGUUUAAAUGAAGAAGCAAAAAUCUGUGAUGCAUGAAGAAGAUGAGAGCCAGAACCAGAAGGUUUGUCUUGCAAGGCCACAACUUCUCAUGCUCCAUACGCACUUCGCAAGCCUCCAAACAAGUUGUCAUGCUUGGCUAGGUACUGAGGUUCGUUUCUCAUGGGGGGGAUUAGCAUGCCAACUUCCUAGACCGCCCAGACAUGUUUGCAAUGCAUACGCCGCGAGCAGGUGCGCGAACUUUCGCAGCCGGGGUCCACCACCGUGUUGAAGGAAGAGGGGGGCGAGGCGGUGGAUUUGGACAUCAACUAUCUGCUCGGCAAGGGACAGAAAAAGUUCGCAGGUACUUACUUAAUAUUAUGGAUGCUUCGAAGCAGGGAAAAAGCAAAAGGACUAAUAUCUUCGACCCUGAUCGGCGUCUUCGUGACGAGUCGAGCUUUGAUGAAAUUUGUGUAACGUAAUAAUUUAUCGGGUCGUGAUGAAAAUGCGACAAAAUUAUAUACGAUUACCAAAGGUAUGGGGUCCGAGAUCUACAGCAAGGCGAUUCAGAAUCAGAUGGACAUUGCGGACAAAGAGGGCAAGAUGGUCCGCUACGUAUCAAAAGGAAAAAUCCCCCCCUUCCCAUACCAAAAAGGUACAUUUUCGGAAAUUUGUGAUGCUGAUUUGUGGCCACACAUCGCGUCUGUCUUGCAAGAAGGCGAACCCAGAAGGCCCCCGGACUACACCGGCGGGAUGUGAUGCUGUCGGGCCUAGUACAGCAUGGACUUUUGUCAUGCUGAGCGCCUAGGCCAAGACCUCUCCCACUCAGGCUUGAUGUGGGCCUGCAGUCCUCUACUGCACGACAGGGCUGAUGUGUGUACGCAAAUCCAGCAUGAGAAGUUUCGUUUUGAUAUGGGGAGGGGGGAUUUUUCUUCUUGAUACUACGUGCACCAAGAAAACCACCACAAAGGGCAGCACGACACCCGCGGCGGCGUGUAUGGCGAGCUCCAGGCUUAUGGGAGUGUCAGGAUCGAAAUCGACAAAAUCGAAAAAUCUGUAAUGCAUAAAAUGGAGCUGGAGGGCACGCAAGGCCUGCGCCUGUGCUGGGGAGCAGGCAAAUGAGACCGAUGCGCAAGCCUGUUACGGGGAACGCGAUGCGCUGCCAGAGCAGCACGACAGGCGUAGUCUUCUUUGCCCAAACGGCAUGACAGACUGGAUUUCGGUGCUCCCGAAAUUUGUCAUGCGCCAUUUGGAAGCUGAGGCGUCAACUGGUAUCGAUUUUAUGCAUCACAAAUUAUUUCGAUUUCGUUGAUUUCGAUCCCGACGCUUCCAUAAGGCUAUCGGCCCCGAGCACGCGGACAAAUUUGUUGGUUUCAUGCCGCAGGAAGCGCAGGUCGUGCAGGUUGGGGCAGCGUACAGAUCGGUGCUGCCAUCCGGGAACCGGGUGUUUGUGAAAGGUAUGAUUAGAAGAAAGCAUAGUGAUAGUGUUGUUCUACGGUCAACGUGUGAAAUUAAUAAUGUUGAACUUGCAUUAUACAUAGCUCGACGUGCUUCUAGUUCUACUUCUAGAUCGCAGUUCGGGCACCAUUUUUGUCAUUCGAAGGAUCGCCGCGCGGAGGUUUCUGUAAAGGAGAAAAACCUUUUAUUGCUUUUCACCACAGGUCCCCACACCAUCUUUAACGAGCACGCACGCGAUCACAUCAAGUACGCCGCCUACCGGUAUUGCGAUGCUGGCGAGCAUAUCCCAUGCAAAUAUCAAGUCUGGGUCUGGAAGAGUGCUGCAGCUUGUGAUGCUAAAUCUCGAGCAGAGAAAAACCUGUAUUGCAUGAGUGCCAAGAAACGCUGCCCACUUUUUGCCACACAAAUGGCGAGUUUCUCAUGCAGGAUAGGCAUGAAAAGGCGUUCGCAAAUAAACCUGUAAUGCUUCGCGUGCAUUCCAGAGCAUGUAUCUAUUUCAGAAAAUGCAUGACAAACCAGUGUGCUCGUCCAGACCGAAACGUAUUUGCAAUGCAUAGAGCACGCGAACCACAUCUACAUCUUCGACGGCGGUUCCUUGGCUUUCCGUGAGAAGGAGAAAGUUAUCGACGCCGAAACAAACGAGGAGACGGAGCGGGAUAUGUUCCUGGCCCGCGUCGGGGAGCACCACAACACGCCGGAGUACAGCAGUUUUGCCGGCGACGCCAACACUGUGAUGUGUCUGCCGAUCGACAUGAACGUGUUGUCGAACUGCAUGCAGGAGAUGGUCCGGCUCCACGACAUGGGGCGCAUGGUUUUGGGGGUCGCGCUAUCCUGAGUAAAAACGUCCCCACACCAGAGUCAAGAUGGGAAAUCUGCUAGACAAAUCAACCAGCUGUGGUUGUUUCGCAUGACAGGUUUCUCCUCGUAGUGUGAUCCUGUUUAGGUAGUUCAGCAGCGUCACAGAUCUAGACUAUCAUGCUGAUUCUAGCAUCACAAAUUCCACAACGCGACUAGAAAAUGCUUCUCAUGGGGCUUCGCAUGAGAAAAGCGCGUCGCAUUUUGUUUAGCAUGACAACUCUGGGGCGGGGACGUUUUUGCUCAGGAUACGCGCCCACCAUGAGCUUCGGCAUGCUGCACCCGAUACUCCCGCUGCCGGAGCACAAGCAGGCCACGGGGAUGCAAGUGAACGACUACUUUAAGGUGCAGGUGCCCGGUACGCUGGAGCCGAUGAACGGAAAGAAGCUGAUCAUGAUCGGCUGGGGUCCCGACUGCAAAAUGAUCGCGAAGGUCUUGAUGCUAUGCAAGAAAGAAUGCGAAUCAUGUAUUUACUGUCUGGGAGGCUUGGCAUGACAAAUUGAAAUUAUCCACAGGUCCAUUAUAAUUCGCACAUUGAUUACUACAGGUGCUUUUAUUUUUGAAUUCAGUUCCAGCAUCAGAAAGUCAGAUCCAGACAGUGGAUUUGUGUUGCAUAAUCGCAAGAGAACCUGAACUGCGAGCUCAUCGUGUUGAACUACAAUCGGGCACCGAAUGCUCUGGUAAUGGUUUGGAGUACUGAUAGAUAAGAUGGAUUUUGAGCGAAAAACUUGUGAUGCACAUUUGUAGAAUAGAAGCGCAAGAACCUCUCAUGUAAACAGAGCAAGACAAAUAAUCCCGUUGCUGGCGAUAGCAAUAGCAAAAAAAGCGUAUGCAGCUUACCGAAAACUCCAAAUAAACUAGGUCAAUUACCUGGAUGACCUUGCGACCAAGGGCGUGGUAUCAAAUGCAAAAAUGUCUGGGUCUGGAGGAUUGCAACUUGUCAUGCUAAGUCCGAAUCAUGCAGAAAUCUGUGUUGCAUGAGUGCCAAAGGCUGCCCACUUUCGACCAAGUUGGGUGGAGGGAGUUUCUCAUGCAGGAGAGGCAUGACAGAGUCAGUGUCAGAGACCUCACAGACUCUGUCAUGCUAGGUCCCGCAUUCCAGACCUCAUGGGUCAUGGAGAACCUGCGUUACAAGUUCCAACCUUCCAGACCCAGACAUAUUUGCAAUGCAUACGUGGCAACGGAGGUGAUUGUGGUGGACCCGAACCCGAACUCCGCGCUUAUGUCCCCGGUGGUGUCCAGCAUCCGGCUAUCAAAUGCAAAUAUAUGUCUGGGUCUGGAAACUUGUGAUGCCAGUUUGUGAAUGGUGGGCACACGACUGCAAUACGUAGCUACGCAUGACAAGUUUUUGAGCUCCUAUGUAUAUGUUUCGCUUUCCGCAUGGCAAACUGCAUUUUUCCAUGGCAGGCAAUAGGCUUUUUUUCCUGCUCCUGCAUUACAGAUUCGAGGGGCAUGUGAGACAAGCAUGAUAAACUUGCAUUCUUCCAGACCCAGACACAUUUACAGUCCAUACCGGCGCAGAAUCAAGUACCCGGACGACCUGUUUUUCAGUGAGUGCACCAUCCAAAACGCCUAUGUACCCUACGGGCUGGGCGACCCGUUGAUCCAGGAGAAGGACAUCUACAACACGCUGUUUUACCGGCAAGUUUAUGGAUUGCAAAUAUGUCUGGGUCUGGAAGAGUGGAACUUGCAAUGCUAGCGUUCCAUUGCUAAGAAAUCUGUAUUGCAUAUACCAACAAAAGCCGCAGCUUCUUUUUUCAUGCGAAAACGCAGUUUCUCAUGCGGAGUUCCUAUCCGAAAGCGCUCUGGAAAGUUGUCAUGCUGGGCUGCAUCCGGAAUUGUUUCCAUCAUUCAUAUUUUCGCAUCACAAGUUUCCAGACCCAGGAGACAUUUUUGCAGUUGAUAAAGUUAUCGAGGGCGUCCCGGAUCUCUCCAUGAUCAAGCGCGUCAAGUCCCGCGCCGCGGCGCCGGCCGCGGGCUCGGCCGCCCCGGCGUCAGGCGCCAGCGGUGGGGCGACGGAGACGGUGUUUGCACCGAUGGAUGGCGAAGGCGUCUACAUCUCCUUUCAGAAGAAGGUGGGUGACGUAUCCUGAAUAAGAAUGUUCCCACAACAGAGUCAAGAUGGGAAAUCUGCUAGACAAAUCGGCCAGCUUUGGCUGUUUCGCAUGACGAGUUUGCCCUCGUGGUGUUUUCCUGUUUAGCUAGUUCAGCAGCAACACAGAUCCAGCAUAUCAUGCUGAUUCUAGCACCACAAACGCCAAAGCACGACUAGAAAGCGUUCUCGUGGGGCUCCGCAUGAGAGACUCUUUUGGCAUGCAGAUUUGCAUUGCAACUCUAGGGUGGGGACGUUUUUACACAGGAUACGACAGCGUGAAGGCCGACGAGAUCAUCGCCGAGGUGGAGUCGGAUAAAGCUACCAUCGAGAUCUAUCAUGAAAAAAAAGUGUCACACUUAAUACACAUUGUGUUGCGAGCUCAGCACUACAGACAAGCUCUGUCAUGCCAGAAAUGCUUCCGAGCUUCAUUUCAUACGUGUUUUCCACUAUGGCCUGUGCAUUGCAAGUUUUUUCCUCUGAUGCAGAGAAAAUUUGUGUUGCUGAAGUUACAACAAAUGUGUAACUGUAACGCUUUUUUCUUGUGAUAAGAUCACAAGUCCGAUUAAUGGGGUGAUCGAAGAAAUUUUCGUGGCAGAGCAGAAGGAAAUGGAUGUCACGUAACAACUGCAAAAAUGUCUGGGGUUGGAUGAUUUCGGGCUUUGUCAUGCUAGUCUGGCAUGACUCUGAGCUCUGUAUUGCGUGGCCGCAAAGAGCACCUCUUGCCUGUCAUGCAAAAACGCAGUUUCUCAUGCGGAAUACGAAGCACAGAAGCACGAAAAAACUUGCCAUGCUUGGCGGCGCAUUGCAGUAGGCUAAUUAUUGGCUGACUUGCAUCACAAGUUUCCAGACCCAGAUAUUUUUGCAUUUGAUGUCACGGGGGACGAGACCAAGAUCUGCUCGGUUAAGCCGGCGGGCGCGGUACUUAUGAUUUUUUUUAACACAGGACAAUUCCAAUAUUUUGUGGCACAGAUUUUAUUCAAAGCACUUCUUUUACGUAUUGCAUACUUGAACUUUAUGCCAUUCGGCAAUGUCUGGAUUGUCCUUUUACGAAUCCAAACGUCUUACUCUCUAGGCUCCCGCCGCUGCCGCGCCAGCCGCUACGCCGGCGGCCGCGCCUUCUGCCGCCGCGGCAACCGGAAAAUUGGAAAUGGUGCAGGCACCGAUGGACGGGGAGGGUGUUUACGUGAAAUUUGUGAAGCAGAUAUCGUAUUUAAAACCGUCCCCACCCCUGCAAAUCUGCAUGGUCAAAAUGCUUCUCAUGCGGAGCCCCAUGAGAAGCAUUUUCUUCUAGUCGUGUUUUGGAAUUUUCCAUGCUCCAAUCAGCAUGAUAUACUAGAUCUGUGAUGCUGCUGAAUUACCUCAAACAGCACUACAGUACGAGUACAGUGGCAAUAAAACAGCCAAAACUUGUGGAUUUGUCUAGCCGAUUCCCCAUCUCGACUAUGGUGUGGGGACGUUUUUCCAUACGAUAGCAGAUUGGCGACUCGGUGAAGGCCGACGAGCUGAUUUGCGAGGUCGAAUCCGACAAGGCAACCAUUGAGAUCACUUCGCCUGUGGAUGGAGUUGUGAAGGAGUACUUUGUAUCCUGUGCAAAAGUAUCGUACUCGUAGUAAUCGCAGCCAUGCGUUACAAAUCUCUAUCCCAAUUCCAAACAGCAUGACAAAUUCCAUUUGUCAUGCUGAGCUCAUUUGUAAGUAUUGCAAUUACUACUAGUAAAAUACUUUUGCGGUUCAUACUUUGUGGAAGAGAACAAGGAAAUCAAUGUUACGGGCGACGAGACCAACAUCUGCAGCGUGCAAGCGAUGGGCAGUGCUCCCGCAGCAGCUCCCGCGGCGGCCGCGUCUACCCCCGCGCCGGCGGCUUCCACACCCGCCCCGGCAGCCGGUGCCCCGACGCCGGCGCAGAGUGCCAGUGGCAAAUUCGCCAGGAAGUCGUCCGUUGGGGACGGGGGAAGGCGAAAACUGUCGCGCUUCCAACAGGCUAUGGUGAAAAACAUGAGCGUAUCAAAUGCAAAAGUGUCUGGGUCUGGAAGAGUGCCAGGUUUGUCAUGCACAUUUUGCAUGACACGUGAUGCCUGUAAUGCAUGGCCUAGCAUCACAGAUUUUGGGAGGGCUUUCUGGUGCGUAUUCCGCAUGAGAAAUGCCCUCUCCGCGCAGCACAAACUGGACUCCUUUUGCUGGUCAUGCAGCACAGACUUUUUUGGAAUCUAAAGACAGCAUCACAAGUUGCAAUCUUCCAGACCCAGACAUUUUUGCAAUUCGUAGAGCGUUGGAAAUUUGGACACGAACUGCUUCUUCCUGGUGGAUAUGCAUUGCAAAGAUAAUGUCAGGGUCUGGAAAGUUUGAACCUGUGUUGUGUGUGUCGCAUUCCUCAAAAAUCUGUAUUGCAUGAGCAACAAAUAAACAAGCACUACAUUAUUUCCGUCAUGCAAAUAAAUCGCAGUUUGUAAUGCGUGCUACCCAUGAGAAAGAAGAAUUCGUCAUGCUUCACUGCGCAUAAAGGCGCUGCGCACUGCUCAAUCAUGAUGAUCGUUCAGCAUUACAAGUUUCCAGACUCAGACCUAGUUGCAUUUGAUAGCGGAGACGGUGGACUUCAAAAAGAUCAUCACGAAGGCGAAGAGCGAAGGUAUAUAUCAAAUGUAAAAAUGUUUGGGUCUGGAAGAAUCCAUGUUUGUCAUGCUUGUCUGGCAUGACUCUUAAAUCUGUCAUGCACAUUGCCCAAGAGACGUUUUUUUCUGUCAUGCGGAGACGCAGUUUGUCAUGCAGAAUAGGCAACACCUACAAGCUCAGAAACUUGUCAUGCUGAGCCAGCACUUGUGGCCUCCUCAUGCUACGCCACUCAGCAUCACAAGUUUCCAGACCCAGACAUUUUUUCACUUGAUAGUAUCUAGUACUGUACGACUAGGAUGUGAUGUAUAUUGAUUGCGAGCCAGUACUAUAACCUGUCAGCAUGAUGAAUAUGCAUGUUCUUGUGAUUUUUGGAAAAGAACUUAUUUGUACUGGAAAAUAGACUAGAAUCCAUGACGUACAAACCUCUACAACAGGUGUUUCCCCAGUGAUCGUUUUAAUCAAGGCGAUGGCGGAGGCGGCACAACACUCCGGCAUGAACCACCGGCUGAGCAAAAACCGCGAGGAAAUGAUUUACCACGAUACGGUGAACAUCGGCUGCGCCAUAUGCAAGAAAGAAAAGUGUUGGUGUAAAGGAGUCUUGGAGUGACAGCAUGACAAACUUCCUCCGCAUGUUGACAGAGAAAGUUUGUCAUGCUCAGCUAGUACGUGAAAACACGCAUGAUGAAAAGAGAGCUUCAUGUUGUGUGUUUGGCAUGACAAGUGUGACUGUUUUGCAUUUUGUGCAUCACAAACUUACACAUAACAGUUUUUUCUUGCAUGCGCCAUUGACGUCGCGGGACAGCUCAGGACCGCGGUGAUCAAGGACGCCUACGGCAAAUCUUUGACCGAAAUUAUUCUGAGGAAAAACGUCCCCACCCCAGAGUUGUCAUGCAAAUGUGCAGUGACAGGAACAUUUGUAAUGCGCAGCUCCAUGAGAGGCAUUACCAAUCGCGUUUUGGAAUUUGUAAUGCUGUAAACACGAUGAGAAAAUUGCUUUCUCGUGCGGCUUCCCUUGCCAACCAGCACUAUAAUGCAGACGGAAACUUGUCAUGCGCCGCUCCCAAAACUUGGAGACUUGUCUUGCUAGAUUCCCAACUCGACUAUGGGGUGGGGACGUUUUUGCUUAGGAUAGAAAUCAAGGACGACUUAGCCCGCAUGGUUGCCCUCGGCGCCAAGUUGCCGGCGGAAGACCAGGACCUGUCGAAGGUGUGCUUCUAUCCAGUGCAAAAGUGUAUCGUGCUCGUAGUGAUCAUUGCAAUCAUGCAUGACAAGUGCCCUUCCUUAGCCAAACCAGCAUUACAAAUUUUAUUUCUCGUCAUGCUGAGAAAAUUUGUAAUGCAAGGAGGACUACGAAGAUUCUUGCGAUACUUUUGCAAUGCAUAGCUUCACUGUUUCCAGCCUGGGCAAGGACGCGCCGCAGAUGGUGAUUUAUCAAAUGCAACCAUGUCUGGGUCUGGAAGGUUAGAACUUGUGAUGCUAACUUUGGACUCUAAAAAAAUCUGUAUUGCAUGACCAGCAAGAGGAGUCUAGAAGUUUGUGCUACGCGUGGAGGGCGUUUGUCAUGCGGAGUAGGCAUCAGGAAGCCCUCUAGAAAGCUGUGAUGCUAGGUCGCGCAUUACAAACAUCCUGGGUCAUGCAAAACAUGACAAGUCUCAGAACCUUCCAGACCCAGACAUUUUUGCAUUUGAUAUGAUCCCGGUGCUGCCAAAAGCCACCACCGGGAUUCUGGGCGUCGGGCGACUACAGGACGACAAAACGUCGGCGAUGUUGACACUGACCGUGUGUCACGCGAUAUCCUGUGUAAAAACAACAUCCCGCCCCAGAGUUGUCAUGCAGAUCUGUAAGCACAAGAGCGCUUGUAAUGCGCAUCCCCAUGAGAGGUAA
Molecule: messenger RNA, 13254 nt
Organism: Amoebophrya sp. A120
Lineage: Eukaryota; Dinophyceae; Syndiniales; Amoebophryaceae
Source: the annotation of a GenBank genome assembly